AUGGCUCCGACCCUCCGCUCCUCUUCCUCCCUUAUUCCCUCCCGACCUAACACACCACCUGAUGCGCCCAUGAUGGCAAGCACAACUAAUUCAGUCACCGAAGCCACGAGGCCCGCAAAGCAACGGCGCACGGGCAUAGACUCGCGGGAGGCCACCGCUCCGCUACAGAACGCGACGGAGUCGCAGGACAAUGGAAGCAAAGACUGGGCCGAGCCUCCUGCAAGAGCGCCAGCCCCUAGCUAUGCGGAUAGCCCAUGGUCAAAUCACUGUGAUAGUCGGAACCCAGUUCUGAACACGAUGCGCCCUUUAGGGACUCGACCUUCUCCGGCAGACUUGCGGAAGGUCGGCGUGAUGCCCAAGACAAUUCCACCCAUAAUACCUGCCAAAAGAAGGUCUGGAGUCGAGUCCAAUGAGCCUGCGCCACAGAAGGCCAGCUCACUUUUUGACAUUUCCGCGUUUGCGGCGCUUCCCAUCCCCACCUCCGCGGACUUCAACGUGGAGAAGAUCCAAGUGGCCGUCAAGGAGGCUCUACGGAUGGCAACAGAGACCGACAACAUCCCGGUAAGCCGCGGGCUCCUCCGCUUGUGGGAAUCCUGUGCCAAUGAUCCCUUUUCAUUAUCUGUGUUGGAGGGUGUAUGCCAAGGAAAUCCUGGCUCGCGGGAGAAGUCAGCAUUUCAGAGCAUCAUGCGGGCCGCCUGGAACGAGGUAAAGGCAGAAGAGGUUCGCGCACAGGCAGACGAGGACAAAGGGGAAACAGAGGUUGACUCAAUGCCAACUGUGCCUCGCGCUCGAUCGGCUAGUAGCGUUUCGUCGUUGUCUUCACUAAAUACAUUUGAGGACGUUGAGGCCGGGGCGGUCUCAGCACAGCUCCCAGGGUCAGCCCCUGGAAUCAAGAUUCCCCGCGCAAAGGCCAAACACACCCGUUCCGCCGGACUCAAUAAAGGUGCAGCAGACCUCACAGCUCGCCAUUCUAUGCCACCAACAACGGUCAGCUCUCAACUGAAGCAUGCUUUAGAAGAGGACGAGACGCAGUCUGAAGAAUUAGACAGAAUAGACAGGGUGAAGCGGAUUAAGCUUCGGACACCACUGCCAACCAUCGUCCCUGCUGAGAGUCAAGUCCGACCCUUACACCCUACUGAUAUCCCAACCCCAGUUCGCUCACCUACUCCCCCUUUCGCCCAUCCCUCCGCACCAACGCCCCCUCCAGCUCAGCCAGUUGCUCCCGCUCCCUCAGCUGAAUUUGUAGCAUCAGCCCCUCUCGCAUCCUCUGGAGAAACUGCAGAAAACCUUUCCGACAGUCGAGCCAGCAGUGAAGCUGGUGACAACCGCCGACUCACGCCUACCAUGGUUGAUGGUAGCGAUGUUGAAGACGAGAGACCUGACAACGACGAGAUCUGCCACGAAUGCAACAACAGCGGCAAUCUCCUUUGCUGCGACGGUUGUACUAAUUCUUACCAUUUCUCAUGCUUGAAACCCCCACUAGACCCAAACAACCCUCCGGAGGGAGACUGGUAUUGCCCCAAGUGUGCCAUGCGACGGGCCUUCCGUUCUUUGACUAGCAAGUUUGAUCAGCGCUUCGGCAAAAAGGAUGUCAAGGACUUUCAGCUUCCAGCCCGUAUUCGGGAUCAUUUCGCCGGUGUUAGGGUGAACAAGAAAGACGGUCAAUCCUACGAGGCCAUAGUUCCAAUGCCAAAGCCUAAAGGUCGACGUGGUUACCGUAAUGGUACUUACGACGAUUCUCAUUUGCUGAGGACGGUGGACGCUCUAGGGACUCCCAUCUUCUGCUUCAAGUGCGCAGGAAGUGCCGCUAGCGGUCGGCCUAUCAUCCAGUGCGAUGUCUGUCCACUAUCCUGGCAUCUGGAUUGUCUUGAUCCGCCUAUGGCCGCGCCCCCCGCUCAAGUUCCAGGAAGUGAUCUCGCGCAUCACAACUGGAUUUGCCCUAAUCACGCCUGGCAUGAUUACGUUUACGCCUCCAAGGACGAAGAAGGAUACGAUGUCUACAAGCGUAUUCGCCGGCCAAAGCACCCCCGGAUGGUCGAUAUAGACGUUCUCCUCUCCGACGACGAGAUCACCCAGAUGGAAGAUCAGGAAGAAGGCAGCGUCAGGUACCGCGUGUCCGAGCAUGGAAUCAAACACACCUUUAUUAGCCAGGUCAAAAGGCCAGUAGCCCCCAUGAAUUGUGACUCGACUACCAAUAUUGACUCUGCCGACAGAGAAAACGCGGAGUAUCAACUACUGAAAGCCAAUGCGAACAAGUUCCUCGAUCAUGCAACCGCCGAGUACGACAAGAUUAUGUCGCACGCCCGUGCUGCCUUACCCCCACAGACACCCCUAAUGACCGAUGAGGAUGCGAGCACCACAAUCUCGAAUUCCCGCACCACUGCUGAGCGCCAAGCUGCAGCCAACCUCCUUUCAUUUGCUCAGCGGGAGCAUAUCACUCCUCCAGGUGCCAACGAUAGAAUGAGCUUGCUGAUUGACCAACUCCGUGCGAACGCUCCAGAGAUCCGCCCCACAGCCGACACUGAGAUAGCCUCGCUACAGGCCUUGAAGGAUCUCAUCGACCGGCGCAUCCGGGAUAUAUCAGCCCAACCACAAUAG
Aspergillus brunneoviolaceus CBS 621.78 is the source of this 2598-nucleotide messenger RNA. RefSeq names its product putative PHD finger domain protein. Bases 1 to 2598 code for a protein of 865 amino acids. Lineage: Eukaryota; Fungi; Ascomycota; Eurotiomycetes; Eurotiales; Aspergillaceae. Gene Ontology annotation, cellular component: Rpd3S complex. The transcript is spliced from 2 exons. The record is from RefSeq and is a predicted model, not a curated record. Gene Ontology annotation, biological process: regulation of transcription by RNA polymerase II.